Spea bombifrons (plains spadefoot toad) is the source of this 2553-nucleotide messenger RNA. It is a transcript of the gene EPHA6, whose product is annotated as EPH receptor A6. Gene Ontology annotation, biological process: axon guidance; protein phosphorylation. Gene Ontology annotation, cellular component: neuron projection. Lineage: Eukaryota; Metazoa; Chordata; Amphibia; Anura; Pelobatidae. The transcript is spliced from 15 exons. Bases 136 to 2193 code for a protein of 685 amino acids. The record is from RefSeq and is a predicted model, not a curated record. Gene Ontology annotation, molecular function: protein binding; transmembrane-ephrin receptor activity; ATP binding.
CCAGGGUUCUACAAGGCGUUUGCUGGGAAUAUCAAAUGUUCGAAAUGCCCUCCACACAGUUUCACCUAUGUCGAGGCAACAACUGUAUGCCAGUGUGAAAAAGGUUACUUCAGAGCUGAAAAAGAUCCACCUGCCAUGCCCUGUACAAAGCCACCUUCUGCUCCGAGGAACGUUAACUUCAACAUGAACGAAACAGCCUUAUAUUUGGAGUGGAGUCCACCAUUUGAUACUGGGGGCAGAAAAGACAUUAUAUACAAUGUGCUCUGCAAGAAAUGUGGUUCAGAUCCCAACGAUUGUGAACUCUGUGGUGGCGGGAUUCGUUUUGUACCUCGACAUUCCGGCUUGCAAAAUGCAUCUGUCACUGUGUUGGACUUUCUUUCCCACGUCAACUACACCUUUGAGAUCGAGGCCGUGAAUGGAGUAUCUGACCUCAGCUUCUCUCCCAAGCAGUAUACGUCUAUCACAAUCACCACUGAUCAAGAAGCUCCCACGUUAAUUGGCAUGGUGAGAAAAGACUGGGCAUCUCAAAACAGCAUCGCACUUUCAUGGCAAGAACCUGACUAUCCGAAUGGGAUCAUUUUGGACUACGAGAUCAAGUAUUAUGAGAAAGCCUACCCCCGGAUAGCGCCGGCAUUUUGGCACUACCUGCGGGUAGAAGAACAUGAACAGCUGAGCUAUUCAUCCACAAGAUCCAAAGCUCCCAGUGUUAUAAUCACAGGUCUCAAGCCUUCUACAAAGUAUAUAUUUCACAUUCGAGUCAGGACCGCUGCUGGAUAUAGUGGCUAUAGUAACAAAUUUGAAUUUGAAACUGGAGAUGAAACGUCAGAUAUGGCAGCAGAACAAGGACAGAUUCUAGUAAUAGCUACAGCUGCGGUUGGAGGAUUUACUCUACUGGUCAUCCUCACUUUAUUCUUCCUUAUCACCGGGAGGUGCCAGUGGUAUAUCAAAGCCAAAAUGAAAUCGGAAGAGAAAAGAAGAACAAAUUUGCAGAAUGGAAACUUGCGCUUACCGGGAGUGAAAACCUACGUUGAUCCAGACACUUAUGAAGACCCGUCCUUAGCGGUUCAUGAGUUUGCAAAGGAGAUCGAUCCUUCCAGGAUUCGUAUUGAAAGGGUUAUUGGAGCAGGAGAAUUUGGAGAGGUAUGCAGUGGAAGACUGAAGACGCCGGCAAAGAAGGAAAUCCCAGUAGCCAUUAAGACAUUAAAAGGAGGCUAUAUGGACAGACAGAGGAAGGAUUUCCUUAGAGAAGCAAGUAUCAUGGGACAAUUUGAUCAUCCGAACAUUAUACGACUUGAAGGUGUUGUUACAAAAAGCAGACCCGUAAUGAUCGUGGUAGAAUACAUGGAAAACGGAUCCCUCGACUCCUUCCUGAGGAAACAUGACGGUCACUUCACAGUCAUCCAGCUUGUGGGAAUGCUACGUGGAAUUUCUUCUGGAAUGAAGUACCUCUCGGAUAUGGGUUAUGUGCAUCGCGACCUUGCUGCCAGGAACAUUUUGGUCAACAGUAACUUAGUGUGUAAAGUGUCUGACUUUGGCCUUUCUCGGGUAUUAGAAGAUGAUCCUGAAGCUGCAUACACAACUACUGGUGGGAAAAUUCCAAUCAGAUGGACAGCUCCAGAAGCAAUAGCUUACCGAAAGUUUUCAUCAGCUAGCGACGCUUGGAGCUACGGCAUCGUCAUGUGGGAGGUGAUGUCAUACGGCGAGCGGCCGUACUGGGAGAUGUCAAAUCAGGAUGUCAUUCUGUCGAUAGAAGAAGGUUAUCGGCUUCCAGCACCCAUGGGCUGCCCAGUCUCCCUUCAUCAGCUUAUGCUUCAUUGUUGGCAAAAAGAAAGGAACCAUCGACCCAAGUUUUCAGACAUUGUAAGCUUCCUGGACAAGCUUAUACGCAACCCCAGUGUGCUUCAAAUACUGGUGGAAGAUAUUGUGGGAAUGCCGGAAUCACCAGGUGACACACCUGAUUAUCAUUUUUUCGUCACAGUCACUGAGUGGCUCGAAUCCAUAAAGAUGGGCCAGUACGCCAAUAAUUUCAUGGCAGCAGGGUUCACAACUUUGGAUAUUGUUUCUAGAAUGAACAUUGAUGACAUCAGGAGAAUCGGGGUUUCACUCAUCGGACACCAGAGAAGAAUAGUGAGCAGUAUACAGACUUUGCGACUACAGAUGAUGCAUAUACAGGAAAAAGGAUUUCAUGUAUGAGAUUAGUAGAAGCAACUGUUUUGUGCCUCAGCAUUUAUUUAAAAGGAGAUAUUCUUAUUCCUCAUUUUAGACUCUCGCUCUCUAGAUUAACGGACAUUUAUUCCAAGAGAGAAGACUCUUCCAGACUGGGCUUUUUGAAAACUUUGCAUAGUUCUGGUCUUCAAAUUAAACUCUGGGCUCUACACCAAGACUGUUGCCUCAUAGCAAGGAGUGGCAACGAUUACACAUGGAUGCGUGACAAUAUCCUUUCAUUUUUCGCAAACUCCAUAGCAAAUUUUGGAGAACUCUUACUUUUUCUGUUAUUUUUAUUUUCGUGAGUAUGUGUCUAAAACCUAAUGGUAACAGUUCAAGCGUCAGACC